GGAAGCUGUUGUCAGUCAUUGCUCCUUCACGGACCUCUUCAGUUACUGUCGCUGCACCGGCGGAAUCUGCACAUUAAACCCUGUUUAUGUGACUCACCAGGACACAGUAUCCUCUCCCCGGGCAACUGAACUUGAAGCCUGCACAACAUUAUCGCAGUGUGUGUGUGUGUGUGUGUGUGAGCAUCAUGUGGAGGAAAGCUUCAGCAGUGGCCCUGCUGUCGUUGGCUGUCGGGUAUUUCUACUACGGCGGCCCGGAGCUGCCGGACCAGAUCCUGCAGUACAUAAGCCUGCCGAACGUCCAGACAUCCCCGGAGAGCCAGAAGAGCCUGGAGCAGGUGAUCUCUGCCGCCUGGGAGACUCUGAUCACUCUGCCCACCCGGCAGUGGCGCAAAGUGGCCGUAGGGGUGAAUGCCUGUGUGGAUGUGGUGGUCUCAGGCGUGGGGCUGUUGCAGGCUCUGGCUGUGGAUCCUGGCUCCGGCCUGAACCACGAGGUGUUGCACUCCAAAGAGGACCUGAAAGAAGCUUUUAUCCAUUACAUGGAGCGCGGAGCUGCAGCCGAGCGCUUCUUCAGCGACAGCGAGGUGUUUCAGAGGAUCGCACGAGCAGCAGCAGAGUACCCCGGAGCCAAGUUGUAUGUGGGAGGGAACGCUGCCCUCAUUGGUCAGAAGCUCGCCUCCUACCCUGAUCUCCUGGUUUUGUUAUGUGGGCCGAUCGGUCCUAAACUUCACGAGAUGCUGGACGAGCAGAUAGUCGUUCCCCCGGGCUCUCUGCAGGAGACAGAUGAAUAUCACCUCAUCCUGGAGUAUAAAGCAGGUGAACAGUGGGGUUCAACUCGGGCACCUCAAGCUAACCGCUUCAUCUUCUCUCACGAUGUGUCCAACGGGGAGAUGAGCUCCCUGGAGACGUUCGUGGCGAGUCUGGACGAUUUUGAGCCGGAGCUGGUGGUGCUGUCGGGUCUGCACAUGAUGGAGGGGCAGGGCCGGGAGCUGUGGGAGGAGAGACUCAAGGAGGCUGUGUCCGCCAUAUCUGAGAUUCGCAGAGAUAUUCCCAUCCACCUGGAGCUGGCCAGCAUGACGGACAAAGACUACAUGAACAGCAUCAUGCAGGAGCAGGUUAUGCCCAUUGUCAGCUCCAUCGGGCUGAACGAGCAGGAGCUGCUCUUCCUCUCUCAGGCCGGAGAGGGGCCUCAUGCAGACAUGGUAGCCUGGAAAGGUAUCCCAGAUGUGGGCCGGGUCAGCGACAUCCUGCUGUGGAUCCUGGAGCAGCACGGCCGCAGCGAGCCAUCCUCCGAAGCGGACCUGACUCGCAUUCACUUCCACACGCUGGCCUACCACAUCAUGGCCACCGUAGAUGGAUACUGGGGGAACCAGGCGGCUGCGGUGAUGGCUGGAGCGCGGGUUGCCAGUAGUCAAGCCUGUGGCCUCCAGGCUGUGGACCCCAGCAAGGUGGAGCUGAAAGCCCCGCUGGAGUUUUACAGCUCACACACUGAGCCCCGAGAGCAGCUGUCCCUGAACCCAGCGCAGCCGGUCACGGUGUGGCAGAGGGGAAACGUCACCUUCCACCUGACCGCCGUGCUGGUGUGCAGGCAGCCUCUGAGGACAGUCGGGCUCGGGGAUGCCAUCUCAGCAGAGGGACUUGUUUACUCCGAGUUAGAGACCCAGCAGCCCUUCUGAGGUUUGCUUCAGUCUGACACUCCUUUAAUCUGGAAGUCUGAGAAUGUUAGGUCGGAGUUUCUCGGGUUGUUCAGGCUUCUGUCUCCUGAACCAGUGUCUUCCUGUCCGGAGCUCAACUGAGUUUAGGAUGUGAUCGAUGGUGAUAGAUUGAAAUCCUGCCUGAUGAGUCCUCCAGCCAGCUCUCCUCGGUUCCUCCUCAUCGAAUCCUCCUGCAGACACAGAAACUGAGAAGUGUCACAGACGUGUCUCGGCCUGCGAGGCGACCUGACUCUAUGCACCGGCCAUGUUCACAAACUCCAAAGAGUUCUGUUGGCUCACCUAAUUUACUCUGACCUGCAUAUCUUAGGUAUGCUGUGCCUUUAGAAAAUAAGAGUUUAAGAAGUUAUAAUAAUACCUUAUUCAUAUUCCAGAGCCACUUAGCAUCACAUCCGCUGCCCUUCUGAGAUAAACAUAUGACAUCACACACAUAUAAACAAUUAUGUUUGACUGGAAACUGAUGAGCGUCUUACUAUAUCUGGGAGGAAAUCUUGAUGUUCUGUGUUUCUUCAACUCAAUGGGUGACUUAUUUACGUGUAAUAAUGUUUAAAAUGUUUAGACAUACUUGACAUUUUUGUUAUUUGUCACUAAAAGAUAAAUACUAGUUGUUUAAGAUGUUAAAGGUUCUAAAUUAUUUAUAGUAACAGUUAUUAUGAUCUCUGUUGCUUAAACACUCCUGAUUCAUUAUCUGUAUACAUUUUAUGAUCAAUAAUGAGAUUCUACACUUAGAAAUGAUAUUGUGGUUUAUGAAGGGGAUCCUUCUUUAUGCAGUAAAGCUGAGUUUACAAUCGGAUGCAUCGGAUGGUAAAACUAAACGGUUCUGAUGGCGAUAAAACGCAGAUAAAGGUGACAUUAAAUUCCAAAAUGAGCUGUACACCAUAUGUUAUCCUGGUUACUGUACUUCUUUGUUUAAUGUUUACUGUGUUUUUUAUACACGGUUCUUAUUUUCAGUUGUUACCUUCUCUCACUUAUAAAAUGUGAUUAUGUAACACAAUUGGCUGGGACAUCUUAGAGGCUGACCUAUUACAUGAGCUUCUAGCCUUCGGUACAUUAUGCUGUUUCUUGGGUUGCUGUUUUUUUAACUUACUUGGGAGCGCCUGCUAAAUGUUAGUAUACAUUGCAUAGCGGUAAGAACAAUGUUCUUGUAUACCUCACAUGGCCGCUGAAGGCAUGCAAUAAUGGAGUCUUAAUGCAAAUGUACAGCGACAAGAAGAAGAAUGGCAUUUUGUGGAACAGAGAUGAUUAUUUGCACUAGUACGAAGGGGCAGGUGUGCCUGCAGAGGUGAAUGUAACCUUUACUCUGAAUCCCCCAACCCCUCUUUUAUUUCUAGCAAGUACAAUCUAUCCAUCUUAACUCAUUUCAUAAUUUGUGUCUCGUGUUUUUAACAAUUGUAACCGUCAAGUUUCAUUUUCAUGUAGUUUGUCAUUAAAAUAUAUAUGGAGAGUAA
This is a messenger RNA of Eleginops maclovinus (Patagonian blennie), 3157 nucleotides long. It is a transcript of the gene adpgk, whose product is annotated as ADP-dependent glucokinase. Gene Ontology annotation, molecular function: ADP-specific glucokinase activity. Bases 186 to 1673 code for a protein of 495 amino acids. NCBI's taxonomy places the organism in Eukaryota, Metazoa, Chordata, Actinopteri, Perciformes, Eleginopidae. The transcript has 8 exons. Gene Ontology annotation, cellular component: endoplasmic reticulum. The record is from RefSeq and is a predicted model, not a curated record. Gene Ontology annotation, biological process: glucose metabolic process.